AUGUCCCACCAGGAGGAGACCUUGGGCCAGACCCAAGGCCUGCUGGAGGGAUUAUAUCUCCCAUAUCGCACUUACCAGGUGAAGGCGGGUCGAGAUGGACAACCUAUGGCAUUCCUACUGUGUGACACCAUGGGAGUGGAACAUGCUGAAUAUGGAGGGGUGAACACUGAAGAUAUUUACAGCAUCCUGAAGGGCCACAUACAAGACCAGUACACUUUCAACCCUAUAUCACCAUGGAAACCUAGUGACAGUCAGGCAAAGUGCCAAUUGCCACUUUCGGAGAGGAUCCACUGCGUGGUUAUGGUGAUGGACACCAACAAAUUAAAAAUUUUGCCAGAUGCAAUGUGGGGGAAACUUCGUAACAUCCAGCGCAAAGUUGACUCAUAUGAUGUCCCUCUACUGGUGCUACUGACCCAAGUGGACAAAGCGUGUCCACAUGUGGAAAAGGACAUAAGAGAUGUAUACCGCAGCUGCUUCAUAAAGGAGCUGAUCUACAAGGUGAGUGACCGUCUGGGCAUUUCAGUGUCGCAGGUGCUUCCAGUGAAGAAUUACUCCCAUGAGAUUGCACUGGAUGAGAACUGUGACAUCCUGCUUCUCACUGCAAUGCAACAGAUGCUACACUUUGCUGACAAUUACUUUGACGAUUGUAAUGAUGGCACAGAGUAGAGAUGUUCCAGAAACAUGUGUGAUCGGUGCCAUCACAUUUCUCUCAUGGUGUUGAGAGCCACUGUCCAGCUGUUGUGCCCAAUACCAAGUUAGAUCCCUACUCGCUAUACUUAUGCAGAAAUCUAUUUCUUUACCUUAAUUACACACAAGCCUUUUUUUGUAAGUUAAAUUUAAAAUUCUCUUUUUACUUGGUGAUGUAUGAUGUGUGCAUAAAACCAAAGAUAUAAUCAAGUGUACAGUGUAACCCUACACUGGAUUAGAUGCUAAGCUAAUAAAAAUGACUGGUGAUUCUCAACUGAACUCUGUCAAUCUUAACCAUAGUUUGGUUCAGUGUAUUACAUCUAUAUUUUGAGUUUGCUUGUGUGUCUCUGUCAGACUGAUUACUAGACUUUGGGUUUGAAAAUGAUUAACUAAAACAGUAUCUCUUAUUUGUUCAUAUUUUGAUUAAAAUGAAUCUUCCAUUUGGGUCUAUGA
Messenger RNA from Brienomyrus brachyistius, 1140 nucleotides. RefSeq names its product interferon-induced protein 44-like. The transcript is spliced from 5 exons. The record is from RefSeq and is a predicted model, not a curated record. Lineage: Eukaryota; Metazoa; Chordata; Actinopteri; Osteoglossiformes; Mormyridae. Bases 1 to 666 code for a protein of 221 amino acids.